This is a messenger RNA of Trichosurus vulpecula (common brushtail), 2800 nucleotides long. RefSeq names its product Wnt family member 9A (gene WNT9A). The transcript has 4 exons. The coding region runs from base 5 to 1111 and encodes 368 amino acids. Gene Ontology annotation, molecular function: cytokine activity; frizzled binding. NCBI's taxonomy places the organism in Eukaryota, Metazoa, Chordata, Mammalia, Diprotodontia, Phalangeridae. The record is from RefSeq and is a predicted model, not a curated record. Gene Ontology annotation, biological process: canonical Wnt signaling pathway; cell fate commitment; multicellular organism development. Gene Ontology annotation, cellular component: extracellular region.
CAAGAUGCUGGCUGGACAAGUCCUGGUGGGCUGGCUCUCUUCCUCCUCCUUCGCGCUGAUGGUGCUGUUCGGCUCCCUCCGCCCCUCGGCCGCCUACUUCGGGCUGACAGGCAGUGAGCCCCUGACCAUCCUCCCACUGACGACAGAAAUGGAGGAGGCUGCCGCAAAGGCCCACUAUAAGGUGUGUGACCGGCUCAAGCUGGAGAAGAAGCAGCGACGCAUGUGCCGGCGGGAUCCGGGUGUGGCCGAGACCCUCAUGGAGGCCAUCAGCAUGAGUGCCCUUGAGUGCCAGUACCAGUUCCGAUUUGAGCGCUGGAACUGUACUCUGGAGGGUCGCUAUCGGGCCAGCCUGCUGAAGAGAGGCUUCAAGGAGACUGCCUUCCUCUAUGCCAUCUCCUCAGCCGGCCUGACCCACGCCCUGGCUAAAGCAUGUAGCGCCGGGCGUCUGGAACGCUGCACCUGCGACGAGGCGCCGGACCUGGAGAACAGGGAGGCCUGGCAGUGGGGGGGCUGCGGGGACAACCUUAAGUACAGCAACAAGUUUGUCAAGGAGUUCCUGGGGAAGAAGUCCAGCAAGGACCUGCGUGCCCGUGUGGACUUCCACAACAAUCUGGUGGGGAUGAAGGUGAUCAAGGCUGGCGUGGAGACCACCUGCAAAUGCCACGGGGUCUCCGGCUCCUGCACCGUCCGCACCUGCUGGCGCCAGCUCUCACCAUUCCACGAGGUGGGCAAACAGCUGAAGCAGAAAUACGAGGCCUCCCUCAAGGUGGGGAGCACCACCAACGAGGCGACAGGCGAGGCCGGAGACAUCCCGCCCCCACGAAGGGCCCUGGGUUCUUCUGGGCCCGGUACCGACCCUCUCCCGCGCACCCCAGACCUGGUGCACUUGGACGACUCCCCCAGCUUCUGCCUGGCGAGCCGGUUCUCCCCGGGCACAGCUGGCCGGAAGUGCUAUAAGGACAAGAACUGUGAGAGCAUGUGCUGUGGGCGUGGGCACAACACUCAGAGCCGGGUGGUCACUCGGCCCUGCCAGUGCCAGGUCCGCUGGUGCUGCUACGUGGAGUGCAAACAAUGCACCCAGAGGGAGGAGGUCUACACCUGCAAAGACUGACCGCUAGCCAGUCUGCCUGGCUGCCUUCUCCUCCACAUUUGGGGCCGGGGUGGGAGGGGACAAGACCCCGCUCUGACUCUGGCCUCGAGACAGACACACGGGGUUUGACAGGGGCGGUUCUUGGAUUCGGAAGGCAAUGUUGAUGAUGUAAGCACUUUUGUGUGUGUAUGUGUGAGUGUGUGUGCGCGUGUGUGGUUGUGUGUGCCUGUGCUCGCGCAGGGGCUGGUGGGGCGACCUCGCUGUAUCGAUCUUCAAGCCCUUCCCUCUCUUCCUUCCCUCCCCACCAACAUUUGACUCUGGGACCCCAGCUGCCAACUCAGUCUGAACUAUUCUAACAGGUGUCUCUGUCCACCCCCUCCCAAUUCCAUGUAUUUUUUCCCACCUUUUUACUUGCUGACUAUCCCCCCAAACCGAGGUAAGAAGUCCAGGACGUAUGUAGGACUCCUUCCCCCUUUCCUGUAUUCUUUUCCCCCAGUCUUUCUUUGGUCAGGGCUGAGGGGACAGAGAGAGGAAGAGGAGGGAGUGUGGUAGGUGUCACCAUUUUUUUUUUCUGGAGGCCAGGGUGGAAGAGGGCAGCUAAAGGUCCUUAUUCAAGUAGUACUGCCCAAGUUGCCUGGAGUGGCAAGGAAAGGAUUUUUAAGCUGGAUGGGACUUUUGAGUCCAGCGCCCUGAAGCCUCAGGAGGUGAGGACCCUGCCUUUGCCGAAAGUGUCAUUAGCAUCUGAGUGAGGGAGUGCAACCUGGGCGAGAAAACGUGUCCUAGGGCAAACCUUGGGGCAUGACUGACUCAUCAUUGGAGAAAGGGAGAUUUUCACCUAAUGUGUGGGAAGGACUUUCUAAUGAUGAGAGAUGGAUGCCCUAAGGUGCAUGGGCUUUUUGAGCAGGUGGUGAGUUCUCCUUUGCCGGAGGUCAUCUGUGGCUACUUGUUAGAGGAUAUUGUUUCAGGAAUUCAUGCUUCUUGUACAGAAGCUAUCUGAGCUCUCAUCCAGUUUAAAGGUUUUGUGAUCCUGUCUUCUGGCUUCUUAUUCCAGGGCUUAUACUCCCCAGCUCUCCCCUAGGCUCCUCACCCACAGGGGUGAUGGAACAGGGGAGGGCUUCAGAACCCCGAAGAGACAGGAGUCUGGAGGAGGAAGGCUCAUGACUCGCCAGCUGGUUCCCUAAGCCCCCUCACCUUUGGUAGCACUAUCACUGACUUUGGGAAAGCAAGACCACUAGAAGGCUGUCUUUUGGAGUCUUUGUCUGAAUCAGGGAAUUGGAUGUUUGGCCCCCAUGUUCCUGCCCCGUUCCAGUCCUACCAGGGAUUGAGUUAAUUGGAUUUUCCCUUCCCUCCUUUUCUAGAAUGACACCAGGCACUUCUCUUCUAGUUAGAGCAAAUGUCAGUGAUUAUUUUUUGUUGUCAUUUGUUGUUAUUAUUAAUAUUAUUAUUAAUUAUUAAUUAAUAUUUCCUUCCCCUUGCGCAUCUCAUCUCAUAUAUGCGCACAUUUCUUACUUCUGAAAGGGUGGGUAGAGUCUGAAUGGGGGCAGUAAGACCCUCACAUCUAGGUAAGGGCAUUGUACCCAUUUGACCUUUAUCCACUGACGGUCUAUCCAAGUGCCAUAGCUGGCCCACCCCCUGCCUCUCCCUUGCCCUGCCCCUUUCUUCUUCCCUUGACUCUGCUUCAUGGUUUUUUUUUUAUUUUUCUGGAAACCA